Messenger RNA from Lytechinus variegatus (green sea urchin), 2210 nucleotides. Its product is annotated as tetraspanin-36-like. Gene Ontology annotation, cellular component: membrane. The transcript is spliced from 7 exons. NCBI's taxonomy places the organism in Eukaryota, Metazoa, Echinodermata, Echinoidea, Temnopleuroida, Toxopneustidae. The record is from RefSeq and is a predicted model, not a curated record. The coding region runs from base 247 to 1038 and encodes 263 amino acids.
ACGCAAAACUCAUGACCAAUUGUCAUUGCUCAUACACAAAUCGACCGCAUCGUCUGCUAUGUGUUUACCGGUGCUAGCGACCGAACAAUAGGGGGGUAAACAAACAGAUGCAACCAUACGAUACUUGAUUCCAUACGGAGGACAGCGGCGAUCAUCACUUUACACGCUCAACUCACACAGAGAAACAUUUACUCCGCUGAUUUUCUGUCUUUUCAUCUGUUGGAAUUACACUGAAAUACCUUCAAAAUGAAGAAAUAUUUUAAAUGCUGCUCGAUGGCCAUUUCGGCAAAAUUCAUCAUGUUCUGUCUCUCAGUUCUCUUUUGGUGUGGUUCUGCUGGACUCAUGUACCUCGGUAUUGAGAUGUUUACCUACGCUGGAAACAUUCACCACCUUGCCAGCAACUAUUUCUUGACCAUCCCUGCCAGUGUAUGCAUUGGUCUCAGUCUUCUCUUCCUCGUUGUCGGUAUUACUGGCCUUGUUGCUCUCACCAGGGACGAUGCUCAGUGUUUGAGGAGGAUGUUUGUUGCCUUACUGAUGGUUAUUGUCAUUCUGGAGAUCACAGGAGCCGUCCUUGCUAUUGUCUUCAAGGAAGAGAUCAGCAUGGGCAUUGAGAGGGGUGUUAAUAAUACCAUGACACAUUACAAUGAGAAAGAGAACUACCAGAGGUCAAUGGACUAUGUACAGGGACAUCUCGAUUGCUGUGGUUCCCACCAUGCUGAGGACUGGACUACCACACCAUGGGGUAAAGCUCACCCUAACAUGGUUCCAUUGAGCUGCUGUAAGGACAACGCCACGGCCAACUGCACAGGAUCACUGGUCAACGAGCCAUUCAACAUCAACCAUGAUGGUUGUCAAGAAAAGCUUUAUGAAGACAUCCGGGCAUACCUUGUCUACAUCAUCAUCAUUGCAGUUUUUCUCUUCCUUUUACAGUCUAUGGCACUCUGCUGCACUUGUUACUUGGUUUGUAAGAGACCAGACAAACACUACCAACAGAUCCAGUCCUCCAAACGUGAGUCGAGCUAUGGAUACAAGGCUUAAUCAACUACACGAAUAGACUUUAAAGCAUGAAUGUUAUCAAGAAGUCACAAUCCCCCAAAGAAAAUAGCCAGCUUGAAUAAUACAGAGAUCAUCCCAAGAACUGGAAUGACGAUUUUUCUACCAAUGGAGAUACAUUGCAAGUUUGCAGCACACGUUACCUGUUAAUUGUUCUCACAGCUGUGUGAAAGUGGGGAUGUCGCCAUGUACUUGUUUUGUUAUGGAAUAUCAGGUCCUUGUUGCAGGAGGAAUUGAAAUCAAUUGCAACGUGAUGUAAGCCAAUUAGAAGCGCGCCAUUGGACUUUGAUUCUCAUAGUUGCAAUUAAAUGCAAUUCUCCCUGCACAGGGCCUCUGGUCUGUGUUUUGCUGUUCUAUGAAUUUGGCAGUACAUUCACUUUUGUCUUGCUCACUUCAAUAUUCCCUGUAAUUUAUUAUUUUUUCCAUAAGAGGUGCGAUGUCAUAAAAUAUUUGAAAUAAUGGUGAUAAGAUUGAAUCUUCAAAUUCAAACCAGUGUCUUCAUUUCUCACUCAGGUUUUUUCGUCCUGAAGAAAAAGUGUGUGUUUUAAGUAUAAACUUUUGUAUAUCUAUAUUACACUCUAUGUGAAUUUUGUAAGAUAAAUGUCUUCUUUGGGAUGGUAUAACAAAUGUGUGUACUCAUAGCAUGUAUAUAUUUGAAACUUAAUUCAUUUCCCAUUCACUGCCCAUGAAGACUAGAAUAUAUUGGAUGACUCUGGUGGGAAUUGCCGAUUGGAUAUAAAAAACAACUUAUUUAAUGUGUAAUGCCCAUUGGCCCAUACAUAUUGGAGGACUACGAGAUUUUUAAAUAGUGCAACUGCACAUUUUUUAUUCAAUACAUACAUGCACAUCAUGACCAACCAAUAAUGGCUUUUUUAAUCAAAUAUUCUCACCUUUUGAAUGUCAAAUGUUCUCACCUUUCGAAUGUCAAAUGUUCCAUUUUUUUUUAAAUUUAGACGAGAUAGAAACUUAAUCCUCUUCGAAUAAUUAGGAACUUUCUUGAUAUCAUUUUAUAAUGAAGAUCUGUUACCAUGCUUUUAUUUCUUUUAUAUAUUUAUGAAUAUCUCAUUUGAUAUCAUGCACCAUGUGAAAGUGAAGUUAACACAAAGUACUAUGUAUUGUUGUAUUAUAUGUAUAUUAAAACUCAGAUUGUUCAUAUA